Wasmannia auropunctata (little fire ant) is the source of this 353-nucleotide messenger RNA. RefSeq names its product putative fatty acyl-CoA reductase CG8306. Lineage: Eukaryota; Metazoa; Arthropoda; Insecta; Hymenoptera; Formicidae. The record is from RefSeq and is a predicted model, not a curated record. The transcript is spliced from 2 exons. The coding region runs from base 47 to 220 and encodes 57 amino acids.
AAUUAUAGAAGAAAAAGUAUAUCCUCCUGUAACUAAUUGGCGGAAGAUGAUCGAAAUGGCCGAGUUACUGGAUGAACAUACUUUAAACAUUUUUACAGCUAAAUGUUUGGAUUAUAUUCCUAAUACGUACAUUUUUUCGAAAACUUUAGCAGAGGAUAUCAUACAGGAAUAUUCUUUAUUUUUUCCUUGCGCGAUUGUAAGGCCUUCCAUGGGUAAAUAAUUUUUCUUUUAAUUAUUAUACAACAGAAUUUUUUUAUUUUAAUGCGUUAUGUGGAGUAAGUAUGUCGAAUUUGUACCUUUAUUCUGUUGCGUUAUAUAUUCAGCAAAUACCUAAUAUAAUAUAAUUGUACAAU